UUUGCGGCUUGGGCCGUGGCGCGGCCGCGGGGUCCGAGGUAAGGGUGGAGCCGGCUCUCGAGCGUGGGUCAGUGACCAGCCUGCGGGCGGCUGCGGCGGGACGGUGCUGGGGCGCCGGUGACCUCCGCGGCCCGGAAGGUCUUCUGCAGGUCGUCAGGUUCCUGGCAGCUCGGGUGCAUCUGGGCAGAGCAACAAUGAGAGCCAGUCAGAAGGACUUUGACAACGCGGUGAAGCAGGUGAAACUCUUGAAGGAGGACCCCGGGAACGAAGUGAAAGUCAAACUCUACGCACUGUAUAAGCAGGCCACAGAAGGAUCUUGUAAUGUGCCCAAACCAGGGGUGUUUGAUUUCAUCAACAAGGUCAAGUGGGAUGCCUGGAAUGCCCUUGGCAGCCUGCCCAAGGAAACUGCCAGGCAGAACUAUGUGGAUCUGGUGUCCAGCUUGAUCCCUUCCUCUGAGGCCAGUAGCCGGGGAGAGCCAGGCACUCAAGAGAAACUCCUUGCAUCUGAGGACGUCGUAGUGACCUCAGAAGACGGCAUCACAAAGAUCGUGUUCAACCGGCCCACGAAAAAAAACGCCAUCACCACCCAGAUGUACCAAGAAAUCACACAGGCACUUAAAACCGCAAGCAAGGAUAACUCGGCCAUGACUGUUUUCACCGGAAACGGUGACUACUACAGCAGUGGGAACGAUUUGACUAAUCUCACCAGCACUCCCUCUGGUAACAUAGAAGAAUUCGCUAAAAGGGGUGCUGACAUUCUGAGGGAUUUUGUAGACACCUUUAUAGACUUUCCCAAGCCGCUGGUUGCAGUGGUAAAUGGCCCUGCUGUGGGAAUCUCUGUCACUACUUUAGGGCUAUUUGACGUUGUGUACGCAUCGGACAAGGCAACAUUUCACACUCCAUUUAGUCACCUCGGCCAAACCCCCGAAGCAUGCUCCUCUUACACUUUCCCGAAGAUAAUGGGUCCAGCCAAGGCAAAUGAGAUGCUUAUUUUUGGGAAGAAGUUAACAGCAGGCGAGGCCUAUGCACAGGGCCUUGUUACUGAAGUCUUUCCUGACAGCACUUUGCAGAAAGAAGUCUGGGCCAGGCUGAAAGCUUACGCAAAGCUCCCGCCAAACGCUAUGAGAAUUUCCAAGAGUUUAAUCAAAAGCAGCAGCGAGAGGGAAAAGCUGCAUGCUGUUAACGCCGAGGAGUGCACCACCCUGCAGGCGCGGUGGCUGUCAGAAGAGUGCAUCGGUGCGGUCACGAGCUUCAUGUCCAGGAAAGCAAAACUGUGAAGACGCUACGCCAAGGAAGGGCUCUGCUGCGGCUGCACGUUCUCGAGCUUGCACACACAGACUUCCCUGCGCCUUUUCCAUGCUGACGUGUCAGUAGUGGCGAGAGUGUGCCCCGUGAAUAAACAGUUUGCUAAAACGAGCUUUAAGAAUUCGCUGUCUCUGUGGCCAUGGAAAGGAGAGCCUUACUUACGUCUUUAGACAUGAACCGCUGCUGCCAGGUGCAGUGGAACAUCGUGCCCGGGGACCAGCGCCGAAAAGCGCUCACAGCCUUACAGGCCGAGGUGACGUCCUUGAAGACCACGACGGCGCUCUGCCGGCCGCACGAGGUGAUCGAGCGGAUGGGGCCGAACUCCGACAGCGUGUGCGUCACCGACUUGAGGUCCUCGGUGGGUUGCAUGUUUUUCUUCAGCCACCUAGCGAGAGGGGUGUGUGGGGGGGACACAAGAAGCUUCACUUGUCUGCUCUUCUCCACACAUACACAAGUGAAUAAAGACGCACGAGGCACGAAA
Molecule: messenger RNA, 1786 nt
Organism: Jaculus jaculus (lesser Egyptian jerboa)
Lineage: Eukaryota; Metazoa; Chordata; Mammalia; Rodentia; Dipodidae
Gene: Eci2
Product: enoyl-CoA delta isomerase 2
Exons: 10
Coding region: 195-1277 (360 amino acids)
Molecular function (GO): fatty-acyl-CoA binding
Source: RefSeq, a predicted model, not a curated record